GCGGGCGGGAGCCCGCGCCCCGGGGACACCCCGCGGCGCCGCGCGGCGGGCAGGGCCAGGGCAUCCCGGGGGCACGGCCCCGUCGGUCACCGAGGUGAGGAGGAUGUGUCGGGCAGGCCGUGGCUGCGGGGGGUUCAGAGGGCGCCUCUGGGGCUUAUUAACCAAAAAAACCCAAGUAAAAACCCCGUGUCGUCGGCUGCCUCCAGCCGGUCACGCGUGGCUCGGACUGAAAACGUUCACCUUCCGGCUGCGGGGGAGAGCGGCGCGUCGGGAGAAAAGCGAAGCCUGGUCGGUCCUCACCCCCCCGGCAAGAAGCGCAGCGGGGACGGGGAGAGAAUGGGCCGCGGAGCUUGGCAGCGGCGGGCGGGGCGGCGGCCUGAGGGGCUUAUCGGAAAUAAUCCCGCUAGUCAGGGGUGCGGGAUGGACCCGGGGCGGACCUGGAGUCGCGGCGCUGGUAGCUGGGAUCUCCAGCUGUCUCCUGCGCCUAAUUGUUAAUUUCCUUUCCCCCUCAAGAAUGACGCCGGGACAGCGCAACAGCUGCAGAACGAGAAACUUUAAGGCUGACCUCAGCCUUUGCUCAGGCAGCCUUUGCUGCGGAAAUAUGGAAGAGCAAUUUCCUGAGACAAGACUAAAACUAAGAACUAAAAGACUCAGAACUGGGCAUGCAUACAAUUUGAGCGUACAAUGUAUACUCUACUUUCUUCAGUUCACAGACAUCCUGAGUCACAGGCUAUUUAAUUGUGUUUAAUAGUGCUAAAUUGUUCUUACAUCCCCUCAUUCAUUUGCUUUUUAAGCUCAUUAAGUGUUGGCAUCAGUGAUCUGCAGCUGCAAUUUCUGAUUCAUGCACAGUGUGAAAAAUUGUCCCCUUUUGAUUGUCAUAAACUUGUUACCUAGUAAUUUUGUUUGAUGCCCACAAGUUCUCAUACAUGAGAAAUAAUGAGGCCUAUUCACCAUUUAUGCUUAUACUUACUUAUGGGCUAUCUAAUCCCCGCCAGACAGAGUAAUAUUCUUCUGUCUCAAGACGGCACAAGUGAAUAUUCAUUUAUUUAGUCUCCCUUCAUAUGCU
Molecule: messenger RNA, 1066 nt
Organism: Apus apus (common swift)
Lineage: Eukaryota; Metazoa; Chordata; Aves; Apodiformes; Apodidae
Exons: 2
Coding region: 104-748 (214 amino acids)
Source: RefSeq, a predicted model, not a curated record